AUGUCGAAAAAGCAAAUCACGUACAAAGACCUCGAGGAGCUCCUCAAAGAUGACAACAAGGUCAAGCUAGCAGGCAUCGACGUCGACGGUAUCGUCCGCGGCAAGUACGUCUCCAAGAAGAAAUUUCUCUCCGCCGCAAAGCCCGACUCGGACUUUGGCUUCUGCUCCGUCAUCUUUGGGUGGGACAUGCACGAUCUCGUCUAUUCCAACGAGCUGCUCGUCUCCAACAAGGCCAAUGGCUACCGCGACUUGUCGGCCAAGAUCGACCUCGACACCUACCGUCGCAUUCCGUGGGAGGACAAUAUGCCCUUCUUCCUCAUUCGCUUCUUCAAUGCGGAUGGCACGCCGCUCCCCGUCUGUCCUCGAAACCUGCUCCGAUCGGUGACCAGCAAGGUGGAGUCGGAUCUGGGCUUGCUCUGUAUGGCUGGCGCCGAGUUCGAGUACUUCCAGUUCGCAGAGACAGCGCAGACCGUCGAACAGAAGGGCUUUGUCAAGCUCACACCUUUGACACCGGGCAAUCACGGCUACUCGAUGCUGCGUACCACGCUCAACAAGGACUACUUCCUCGAGCUCUUCGACGCUGCCGAAGCGUUUGGCAUCGACAUCGAAGGACACCACACCGAGACCGGACCAGGCGUUUACGAGACGGCUCUUGCCUACACCGAGGUGACACAGAUGGCCGACAUGGCUGUCCUCUACAAGCUGCUCGCCAAAUCGGUGGGUAUGAAGCACGGUAUCAUCCCAACAUUCAUGGCCAAGCCCUGGGCCAACCUCGCCGGCUGUUCUGGACACAUCCACGUCUCGCUUCGUGACCCAUCAACGGGCAAGAACGUCUUUGCGCUCACCAAGGAGGAGAUCGACGCCGGCGGGAGAGCGGAUGCCAAGUACGACGACGUCAAAUACCUUUCCACCGUUGGCGAGCAGUUUCUGGCGGGAGUCAUGACAGGUCUGCCGGACAUCAUGCCUCUCCUCUGUCCGACCAUCAAUUCUUACAAGCGUCUCACCACUGGCGAAGCCUAUUGGGCGCCCAACAUCUGUUCCUACGGCUACGAUUCACGUCUCGCGUCCGUGCGCAUCCUCGGCCCGCCGGACGUGCCUGAGUACGGCACGCGCUUCGAGGUCCGUGUUCCCGGUGCAGAUCUCAACUCGCAGUACGCUUUCGCCGCCGUCUUCGCCCUGGGACUCUACGGCAUCGCCAACAAGCUCCCCCUCCCCUUCGCGCCCAUGGACACCACACGUAGCAUCAAGGAGCAGAACCUCGUCUACCUGCCCACAUCGCUCGAGGCGGCGACACAGAGGUUCAUGGCCAAGGACAGUCUGGCGAGAAAGACGCUCGGUGAUACCUUGGUGGAUCACUUCGGUGGCACGAGGUUGCACGAGGUGCAGCUGUUUAAUCAGACGGUGACGAAUUGGGAGAUGGAGAGAUAUAUGGAGCUCAUCUAG
Molecule: messenger RNA, 1443 nt
Organism: Kalmanozyma brasiliensis GHG001
Lineage: Eukaryota; Fungi; Basidiomycota; Ustilaginomycetes; Ustilaginales
Product: Glutamine synthetase, catalytic domain protein
Exons: 1
Coding region: 1-1443 (480 amino acids)
Molecular function (GO): glutamine synthetase activity
Source: RefSeq, a predicted model, not a curated record